Messenger RNA from Chlorella variabilis, 2409 nucleotides. RefSeq lists its product as hypothetical. The transcript has 10 exons. Gene Ontology annotation, biological process: intra-Golgi vesicle-mediated transport. Lineage: Eukaryota; Viridiplantae; Chlorophyta; Trebouxiophyceae; Chlorellales; Chlorellaceae. The record is from RefSeq and is a predicted model, not a curated record. Bases 1 to 2409 code for a protein of 802 amino acids. Gene Ontology annotation, cellular component: COG complex.
AUGGGCAAGGGCGGCAAGACCACUGCCUCCGAGGAGGCCGAGAACCUGCUGAGCUCGGAUCGCUUCAGGCCCUUCCUGGAUGAGUCGUUCGACGCCGCCAGCUUUGCGUCGCGCAGCCUGUCUGAGAGCCACACCACGGCCCAGGCGCAGACGGAACAGCUGCAGUAUGGCGUGGCAGCGCUGGACCAGGCCCUGCGCUCCCUGGUGCUGCACAACCAGGAGGACCUGAUCUCCCAGACAUCCAGGCUGGCAGAGGCGGAGGCGGCGGUGCACCGCAUCGGCCUGUCGGUGCGGUCGCUGCAGAUGGUGGCGGCCCGCGUGCGCGCCGAGGUGGCGGAGCCCUACCAGCAGAUUGCCACGCGCACGCGGCAGCUCAAGAACCUGCAGGCCACCGUGGACCUGCUGCGCCACGUCAUCCACCGCCUCAAGCUGGUCGCCAAGCUGCGCGCCCAGAUGGCGGCCACCGACAGCGCAGGCAUCCUGGAGGUCGCCAAGGCCGCCAAGCUGCUGUCCGAGAUUGCGGCGGUGGAUGCCGAGGCCGACCUGUCUGGCAUCGAGGCAGUGGAUGCGGAUGCAGAGUUCCUGCAGACCGCCGCCGCCGUCGUGCGCAGCCAGACAGAGGCGGCGCUCAAGGCGGGGCUGGAGUGCCUGAGCCAGGCGGACGUGGGCAGCGCACUGCAGGUGCUCUACAACCUCAACGAGCUGCAGCAGGCGGUGGCGGGGCUGGCGGACCAGGCGGCGGCCUCCUUUGGCCGCGAGCUGGCCGCGGCGCUCGACCCGCGCAAGCUGUCGGCCAGCAGCGUGGCGGCGAGGGGCGGGCCCGGCACCGCGCUGCCCGGCUCCGCGGCCAAGGUGCAGGAGGUGCUGUGGGAGAAGCUGGGCGGCGCGCUGGAGCACCUGCAGCGCAGCGCCAUCGAGGUGUGGCACCUGCAGCGCGUGCUGGCCAAGAAGCGCGACCCGCUGUCGCACGUUCUCUUCCUGGACGUGGUGGCGUCCCGCGACUCAGACCCCCUGCCCCUGGAGCGCUUCUGGGCCCGCGCCAACGCCGCCAUGGCCGACGGCUUCGCCGCCGCCUUUGGCACCGCCCGCGGCGGCUUUGUGCGCGACUCGCUCACCGCGGGAUACCCACGGCUGGCGGGGCUGCUGGAGGGGGCGGCGGCGCGGGUGCUGCGCGACUCGGCCGUGCGGGACGUGGCGCCGGCGCUGGAUGGGGAGCAGGCCGCGUCGCUGGUGGAGGCGGCGGGCGACUUUGAGGCCGCCUACCUGGCACAGUCGCUGGCGCGGCUGUCGGAGGCGGCGGCGGCGGCCUUCCCGGGCAGCAGCCGCGCGCUGCCCACCGCCGCCGACCUCCAAAAGUCGAUUGCCCGCGUGCACGAGGAGCUCAAGGCCGCCUCGGGCUCCCCGCGUCUGGCCCUGCUGGUGGCGUCCACCGUGGGACAGGCGCUGGGUGUGAUGGCGCAGAGGGGGGAGUACAUGGCUGCCACGGGCCCCGAGCUGCGCGCCGUGGGCGCCGCCUGCAACCCGUCCCAGCUGCGCAACAUCGCGCUGUGCAACUGCCUGCAAGAGGUGCACCGCAGCGUGGGCGGCAUGGUGGGGCGGCUGCCCGCUGCGGCCGCCGCCGCGCUGGCGGCGCCGCUGGCGGGGCUGCAGGCGGCGGCGGUGGAGGCGGUGGCGCCCACCUUCCGCGCGCUGGUGGAGGGGAUGGAGGAGCAGCUGAUGGCGAUGCACGGCACACCCGCCUACGCGGGCCCGCCGCCGCCGCCCGCGGGUCAGCCAGGCGACGACGCCACGGCGGCAGCGGCUGCGGUCACCGACACCUCGCCUUACAUGCGUGACCUGGCGCGCCAGCUGGCGCACUGCCGCCUCGAGUUCCUCACCAAGUUCAACCCCUCGCCCGCCUCCCCCGUGCCCUCUGUCGCUCGCGCGCUUGUCGAGCGCAUGGCGGCGCGCCUGCUGCUCUUCGCGCUGCGCCACGCCUCCCUGCUGCGCCCGCUGCCGCAGGCCGGCAAGCUGCAGCUGGCAAAGGACUUGGCUGAGCUGGAGGCGGCGGUGGGCCAGAACCUGGUGCCCCUGGAGCAGCUGGGCAGGCCGGCGCGUGCGCUGCGCGCCUUCCGCCGCCUGCUGUUUGUGGCGAGCGGCGACGUGGAGGGCAGCCCGCUGCUGCGGGAGCUGCCGCGCCCCGAGGUGCUGCACCACCUCUACUCCCGCGCACCCUCCGAGCUCCAGUCGCCCCACACCCGCAGCGGCCUCACCCCCUCGCAGUAUUCGCUGUGGCUGGAUGGGCACAGCGAGGCGGAGGCGCUCAAGUUCAUCCGCACCGCGCUGGAGGCGUGUGCGGGGCGGGCCAAGGCGGCAGAGGGCUUCGAGGAGAGCUACCCGCUGAUGAAGCGGCUGGCUGCGGGCGCAUGA